UUAACAUUAAAUCUUAAGUUGUUUAUUAUUAAAAAUAUUAUCACUUUUAAAUUUUGAAAGAUAUAUUCUUUAUUAAACUCACAAAAUAGAGGUACACUAUCACGUAUUGUAAAAUUAUUUUAAAACGUGAUAAUUGUUUAAGGGAAAUUACGCAAAGUAAACGUUCGACGACCGAUGCAUCUGUGAUCGGCAACGACCAUCGGCACAAUAAAGCACACCGCUGCUUUAAGAAGUCCAGGAAUUCGUUUGAGCCUAACUAAAGCGAUGGUCGCUUUUGUUCUUUUGCAUUGCUUUGAGCCUAUAAAACAUUGUCCUCAUCGGUCACUGAGUACAGUAACCCACGGGCAUUGCAUUUUGUUACUUCGCUUGUUGUAAUUUCCAUAGUAAUUAAAAAUUCUGUUUAACAGAGUGUGACGCUGAAAAAGUUAUCAUUUUUACGGGACGAGAAAAUACUUCAAAGUGAAAGUGUUUUACGUGGUUUCGCUGAGAGAGCAUACUUCAAUGUUUAUACGGCGUACUUUACUGACCAUUUGCGAUAAAAAGUACAAAACGUAAAAAUAAUUAUUAUAUAAACUACAAAUUUCUACAAUUUUUGCCACGUGAUAGAGUUGAUUAGUUGAUAAAAAUUUCUCUUUUCGCGACUUAAUACAGUUGUAAAAAUAAUUCGCUCUUGAACACACACAAUAAUUUAUUUAUUAAAUAUUCUACCAACGGCAUUGAUUAAAGAGGAUAUUUCUAAUUAAUUUCCAACGAAGCCAUGAACGCCAUUAAGAAACGACUGCAAACGCUAAAGCUCGAGAAAGAUCUCGCGAUGGACAAGGCUGAUCUGUGCGAUCAGCAGGCGAAGGAGGCAAAUCGGAGGGAAGAAAAAUUGAGAGAUGAGGUUCGCGAACUGGCGAAAAAGUUGGUGCAAAUGGAGCAUGAUCUGGAAGUAAAUAAGGCUCAACUGGUAGAAUCAAAUAGGAAUCUCGAGAUAAAGGAGAGGAUUUACAUCGUGACGCAGUCGGAAUUGGCGGUGCUGAAUAGAAAAAUGCAGCAGUGCAUGCAGAAUUUAGAAAAGUCGGAGGAGCGACGUUUGUCGGCUCAAGUGAAGCUCGCGCAAGCCAUGGAAACUGCUGAAGACGCGAAGCGCAUCUGCAAAGUCCUGGAGAAUAGAAGCAAGCAGGAUGAGGAGAGGAUGGACCAACUGAUGGCGCAAUUGAAGGAAGCUAGGCUCAUCGCUGAAGACGCUGAUACGAAAUCCGAUGAGAUUUCGAGAAAAUUAGCGUUCGUCGAGGACGAGCUCGAAGCCGCGGAAGAAAGAGUUAAAUCGAGCGAGGCGAAAAUUCUUGAAAGAGAAGACGAGUUAUUUAUCAUUGGCAAUAUAUUCAAGUCCUUGGAGGUGUCCGAAGAGAAAGCUAACCAAAGAGUGGAGGAAUUUAAGACGCAGCUGAAGGAAUUGAAAGUGAAACUGAAAGCUGCUGAAAAGCGUGCCAUAACCGCCGAGAAAACUGUCAAGAUAUUUACGAAGGAGCUGGAUAAGAGGGAAGAUUAUCUGCGGAAAGAAAAGGAAAAAUACAAAUACAUCUGCGACGAUCUGGAUUCCACGUUUUCGGAGCUCACGGGAUAUUGAACUUCGCAGGUCGCACUGUUCGAUUGUAUCAUUCUAAUCGAGAGAUUUGCCUUGCGCACAAGAACAUAAAUUAUAUACUCUCGCGUUUAUCGGAAUGUCUCGUGAGGUUCACCCAGAAAAUUGACCCUAUGUUACUUUACACGAUAUCAAUUUAUUUAAUUUUCGAUUCUACGAUCGACACAAUGCAUCGAAAUGCCGUACCACAGAUUUAAUACAUUUUUAAAUUUAAUCGACAAUUUUCAUUGUAAUCGUACAACCUCCGAUCGCAGAACGGAGAAAGAAUUUGCGAGCCUCCUCUCAUUUCACGGAGCUCUCUUUCUUUGCGACGACUCUUGCACAAUCUCGCGCCACGAUUGGACCGUCCGCGCCUUAAGUAUAAGCUUUUCCACUCUCUACAACGACGCAAUUAAUUCGUAGCUACAGUAACAAUUGUCCAUUUGAUUUGUUCGCUCGCCUCCUCCAUCCUUUACGUAGAUGUAACAAUUAAGGUAUAUACUCUCCGAGCUGCACGGAUUAUAUCGCAUACGAUGACGGGGAUGGGGGGAGGGGGGAUGCACCGAGUUGUGUCACUGCAUCAUCCUUCGAGGACCAUUGUAAUUAUCCGCGGUAUACAAAUGUGAAAACCGAUCAAAAGUACCUUACCGUGAUCUUAAAGUAUCAAAUUGCAAUCGGAUAAAAUAGCAGGCGAGAUUCUGCCCGCAAAUCCAAAUUAGCUUCGCUUCGACAAGUUGUGCGCAGUAAAAAAAUUCGUUGAUCAGACUUGUUCGCGAUCGUUGAUUAGUCGUCCUUACCCGCGAUGGGAAUGAAGAGAACUGGUCCCUGAAAGGUUUUUCUUUUUUUUUUUUUUUUUUUCAGCAAGAUAGAUGACAGAACUCGGUCGGUCCAUGACGCAAGAAAAAUGUACAAAAAUCGUAUCGGCGAAAA
Monomorium pharaonis (pharaoh ant) is the source of this 2536-nucleotide messenger RNA. Its product is annotated as tropomyosin-2. The transcript has 6 exons. The coding region runs from base 758 to 1612 and encodes 284 amino acids. The record is from RefSeq and is a predicted model, not a curated record. Gene Ontology annotation, biological process: actin filament organization; muscle contraction. Lineage: Eukaryota; Metazoa; Arthropoda; Insecta; Hymenoptera; Formicidae. Gene Ontology annotation, cellular component: actin filament. Gene Ontology annotation, molecular function: actin filament binding.